Molecule: messenger RNA, 5649 nt
Organism: Rubroshorea leprosula
Lineage: Eukaryota; Viridiplantae; Streptophyta; Magnoliopsida; Malvales; Dipterocarpaceae
Source: the annotation of a GenBank genome assembly
GUCUGAUUCAAUCUUGUUUAUAGAUUCUAAAGAUUGCAUAUUGAGAUCCUAAUAAUUAUCUUCAUUAUUCUCUUCUCAUCUUCAUGGACUUCAAGUUUCUGUAAUCUUUCUUUUUUCCCCACUUUCUUCAUACUACUUCAGAAAGCAAACUAACUAGAAACUUCUCCCAUCAUGAUUGCAUAAAAGAAAAAAGAAAAAAAAUAAGAGGGUAAAAUCAAAACAGGGAAGGAUCAAAGAGAAAGAAAAGGAGUUUUGAGUUUCGUGGAACACUCUCUCUCAACGUCAGAAUCACACCGCCUUCCUUGACUCUCCGACAUCAAGCUAACGAUCGUCGGCAGCACUACCUCCGUCGAAGCUCCGAUGAGAUAUCUCUGGUGAGAUUCUGACAGGAGUUACACAGGAAACAUCGGAUGUGUCUGAGCGCCAAGAAAUUAGCCUGGUGGACCCAUCUGUCACAUUUCCGACAUAGAAAUGCAUCAUCGGCCGGACAAUACAAUGAAGCCCUCGAGUUGCAGAGCUCACACCGGACCAGCGACGGUAACAGUGACGAUGAAGUACCCUGUUUCAGACAGGAACUAAUGCCUCUGUUUCCCUCUGGAAAUCCUCUGCACAUUUUUGGAGGUCUAUGGAAAUUGCCGGUUAGAAAGGAUACACAACCAGCUGCAGUUGUUGCAACUAGAAAUUCCCCUGCUUUAAGCAACGUAAUGGUUCUGACCAGGCCAAGGGGAAGUGGGAAGAUCAAUAUCGAGCCCAGCUCGUCUAAACCUAGUGAGGAGCUGAUGAAAAAGAACGCAGACCUUGAAAGACAGCUGCGAGAUGUGCAAAAGUCUAUUGACGAGUUGAAAAGUCCCAGGUCGCACCAACAAACUCUUGAUUUGGAUAGUGCCCCUUUAAACCUGUCCAUUACUGUAGAGCCGUAUCAAGAAGGAUUCAAAAUUCCCCACCUGGAGACAUAUGACGGCUCUGGUGACCCUAAUGAACAUUUGCAUACUUAUCAAGCCAUCAUGAGAAUCCAAAAUGCCAAUGACGCCAUGAUGUGCAAAGUGUUCCCGGCAACACUCAAGUCAACAGCUAGGAGGUGGUAUCACAAACUUCCCAGACAUUCCAUAGAGUCAUAUUCCCAGCUCGCCAAGUUAUUCUCCAACAAAUUCGCAAGCCAAAGGGAGAUUAAACGCACGGCGACCGAGCUGAUGCAAGUUCACCAAAAGGAGGGGGAAUCUUUGAGGGACUACAUGCAGCGAUUUAACAAAGCCACAUUAGAUAUCGAUAACGUCCCUGAUACUAUCUGCUUAUCGGCCCUGCUGCACGGUCUGAAACGUGGCCGGUUCCUAGAUGACUUACUGGAAAAUCCACCAAAGACGUGGAACGAAGUCAAUGACAGGUCAGCUAGCUUCAUACUGUCGGAAGACUUUCAGUCGUUGAAACAACGAGCUGAUGACAAACAGAGCAGAGGCAAUGAACAGGCACCAAAGAGGGAGGAAAAGAAAAAGUCUCAAAUCCUAGCACAAAUCCAGCACUGGGUUAGAAGACCCCCACCCUCGGUGCAUGAUUCCCCGCGAGCAGACAAGAGCAAACAUUGCGACUAUCAUCGUGUAUACGGUCACAACACGGAAGACUGCCAACACUUAAAGGACGAGCUGGAGUUCUUGGCUCGCACUGGGAAAUUAGAGGGAUAUGUUCAGAAGCCUCAUACCCAACAACCGACUCAAACUCACUUCGUGCAGGGGUAUGACCGACCUCAGGGGCAGAGGUACCAGCUCGGCAACACACAAGGCGUGUAUCCAGACAACCAAUAUCUUUUUGAGCAAGGCAGAACGUACAGGGGCCGCCAAUUUAAUAGGCGAGGCCAAGGUCAGGGACUUGUCACCCAAAACCAGAAAGACAGGAAAGGAGUUGGGUGCAGUGCGAUACCCCCGCCGUCUGGCACAAUCAACAUGAUCUCUGGUGGUAUGCACUCAGGGGGCCAAAGUGCCCGGGCACGCAAGGUGUACGCCCGACAGGUGAUGACGGUUAACAAAAGCAGGCCUCUGAAGCGACCAUUCGAGGAGGCGGAGUGGGAGAACACACCCAUUACAUUCAGCCCGACAGAUUACAAGCGAGCAGAUGGAGAGCCCGACGUCAUGAUGCCACAUGCAGAUCCUUUCGUGGCAACGCUAAAUCCCAGCUCGCUGCAAAAGCACGAAGGGCCUAUAUAUGGGUUCGACAAUCAUCCCGUGCCAGUUGAAGGAGUAAUUACCCUUCCCAUCUAUGUGGGCUCGGAACCAAGAUUCAGGAUGGCUUCUGUCACUUUCCUGGUCGUCAAAAUGGAGUCAGCUUUCAACGCUAUACUGGGAAGAGCCACUCUCUACGAGCUGAAGGCAGUCAUAUCACAACCCCAUCUUUGCAUGAAGUUCCCAACCCCUCAGGGGGUAGGAGUGCUCAAAGGAAAUCAAAAGAUGGCCAGAGCAUGUUAUCAAGACACAUUUAAGAAGGUGGAGCUCGCCGUAGCCCCGAGAGGCUCUGAAAAUAACCCGAGGGAGUCGAGCAGAAAGCAGAGCCAGCCAGUCGAAGCCGUUCCUUUAAACCCUGAUGUGCCAGAAAGAACAGUCAAGAUCGGCACCAAGCUCACAGAAGAAGAACGAGCAGAGCUCCUGGAGUUUUUGAGGGUCAAUCAAGAUGUGUUCGUGUGGACUACUGACGAAAUGCCUGGCAUCCCAGCGGAGCUGACAGUCCACAAACUCAGCACGGACCCCACCAGAAGGCCGGUGGUGCAAAAACGUCGCCUUUUUGGCCCGGAGAAACAAGCCGCCAUAGACGAGGAGAUACGGAAGCUGCUACAAGCAGGCUUCAUCAGGAGAGUGGAGUACUCCGAGUGGGUAUCCAACCCCGUGCUCGUCAAAAAGCCAAAUGGCAAGUGGAGGAUGUGUAUUGACUUCACCAACCUCAAUGACGCAUGUCCAAAAGAUCCUCACCCCUUGCCAAAUGUGGAGAAAUUAGUGGAGCAGGCAGCUGGGCAUGAACGGAUGAGUUUUCUCGACGCCAGCUCGGGUUAUCACCAGGUUCAAUUGUUGUUGAACGACCAGGAGAAGACAGCUUUUUACGCUGGUGAUGCAAUCUACUGCUAUGUCAUGAUGCCGUUCGGCCUCAAAAAUGCUGGAGCAACAUACCAGAAGCUGGUGCAAAUCAUCUUUAAGCUCCAGAUCGGCAGAAACAUAGAAGUAUAUGUGGAUGACAUGAUAGUCACCAGUAUACGAGCUGAGGAUCACAUAGGCGACCUGGAUGAAACUUUUCAAAACCUGCGCCGAGCCCAAAUGAAGCUAAACCCUUUGAAAUGCACAUUUGCUGUGGAAUCAGGGAAAUUCCUAGGAUACGUGGUAUCCAAGAAAGGAAUUGAAGUAAAUCCAGAAAAGGUCCAGGCCGUUCAGCAGAUGGAGCCACCCAAGACCGUAAAAGAUGUACAGCGUCUGACAGGUCGGGUAGCUGCGUUGCAUAGGUUUAUAGCCAUAUCGGCAGAAAAGUGCCUUCCAUUCUUCAAAGCUCUGCGGGAGCCUAAGAACUUCCACUGGACUGUCGAAUGCCAACAGGCGUUUGACGAGCUCAAACAGUACUUAGCAUCCGCACCCCUCCUGUCCAAGCCUGUUGAUGGGGAAUGUUUAUAUCUUUAUCUGGGGGUCGCCGAAGAAGCAGUGAGUUCAGUGCUACUGAGGGAAGAGAAUAAGAAUCAGAAGCCUAUCUGCUAUGUGAGCAAGGUGUUACAAGGUGCCGAGCAGAACUACUCGCUAACGGAAAAGGCUGCUUUUGCUUUAGUCUGCACAGCUCGUAAGCUGAGGGCUUAUUUUCAAUCUCAUCAGAUUGUCGUUUAUACUGAUUUCCCGCUAAGGAAAAUAUUGCAGAAGCCAGAACUCUCUGGUCUGCUCAUCGGAUGGAGUGUCGAGCUGAGUGAGUAUGACCUCAAAUUUCACCCGCGCACAACUAUAAAAGGCCAAGCUGUAGCAGACUUCUUGGUUGAAUGUGCCCCGGCGGCUGUGAAAGAAAAGGCACCUGAACACCCAGUUUGGGUUCUAUAUGUAGAUGGAGCAGCUAAUGUCGAAGGAUCAGGUGCCGGAGCGGUGUUAUUGGGUCCUGAUGGCUUUAAGUCCGAACACGCACUGAGGUUUAAGUUUCAAACGACCAACAACGCUGCAGAAUAUGAAGCCCUCAUCUACGGACUGAAGUUGGCGUCCGAGCUGAAAGUACAAAACAUUCAAGUCUUCAGCGACUCUCAGCUCGUUGUUGGCCAGGUGAAUUGUAGAUGUGACAUCAGGGAUCCCCAGCUCGUUCGUUAUGCCUCUGUGGUCAACAGAUUGAAAGCAGCAUUUGUUCUUUUCCAAAUUGAUAAAAUACCAAGAGCGGAUAACCACCGAGCUGACGAGCUAUCAAAGCUGGCUUCCUCGCAAGACCUUAACCCUCAGAGAUCGAUAAUUGUCGAGAUACUCGACGCCCCGAGCUACACUGAUUCCACAGUCGAAUGUCAGCUGCUGAGCACAGACCCUUCUACGCCGAGCUGGACCACCCCGCUCAUAAACUGUCUGCAAAGUGGUGAGCUACCUGAGGACCAGGCCGCUGCAAAAUUGGUUAAACGUAGGGCGGCACAUUUCACUUUGUUAGAUAACCAGCUCUAUAAACGAGCAGCCUCAAUGCCCCUAUUACGCUGCCUUACUCCUUAUGAAGCCGAAUACGCUGUGAGGGAAGUUCACGAAGGAGUAUGUGGCACACAUAUAGGCGGUAGGACAUUAGCUCGGAAACUCCUAAGGCAUGGAUAUUACUGGCCAACCAUGGUUGAGGAUGCGCAGAGCUAUGUCAAAAAGUGCCCGACCUGCAAGUUCAAUGCUGAUGAUAUUCACAUGCCAGAAAGGAAAAUAAAAGAAUUCUUGUUCAAUUCAAUAUUGUGCAGGUUUGGCAUACUUAGGCGAAUUAUUGCCGAUAAUGGGCCACAGUUCCGAGCAGCAGCACUGAGAUCGUUUUGUGACAACUAUGGCAUCGAGCUCACAUUGACAUCAGUGUACACUCCACAGUCUAACGGACAAGCCGAGUCCGCUAAUAAAAUCGUUCUGCGAGGCCUCAAGACUCGUGUUCAAGCCGCGCGAUCUGGUUGGGUAGACGAGCUCAAUAAAGUACUUUGGUCGUGCCGCACUACGCCCAGCUUGGCAACGGGCGAAACCCCAUUCAGCCUGGCGUAUGGAGCUGAAGCGGUUAUCCCUGUUGAGGUCGGUCUACCAUCUGUUAGAUCAGAUCGUCAUGACGACCUCAAUAAUGAGCAACUUUUAAGAGAGAAUCUAGACCUAGUGGAAGAAAUCAGGGAGAGAUCUCGAAUGAGAAACAUGGUGUACCAAAGUCAUGUCGCAAAAUUUUAUAAUAAACGAGUUCGAGCUCGACAGUUUCAGGUCGGCGAUCUUGUGUUGCGUAAGGCUGGCUUAACUAACACGCAUUCACACAGGGGUAAGCUCGCUCCUAAUUGGGAAGGCCCAUACAUGGUCACUCGAGUUAACCGACCUGGAUCUUAUAUAUUAGCAGAUACGAACGGGCGUCAGUUGCCGUUUACAUGGAAUGUUCAGAACCUCAGAAAAUUUUACAGUUAAUUUGUAUUCUUACCGAAUGUCUACAGAACUUGAAUAAUGUAUGAGCAAUGCA